AGUGUGGGUGUCCUGCCCUUGAGGAACCAGAGCAAGUCUCUACUAGUCAACAUGUCCUUCUUCCUCAUCAUGAUACACAAUCUGAACAUGAAGAACCAGGUGCUGACAGCAAGUGGAUGGUUAAAGUUUGAGUGGUGUGAUGAGUUCCUCCAGUGGAGCCCCAGCCAAUAUGGCGGCAUUGACGAGCUGAUUCUCUUCCAGAAGGACGUCUGGCUGCCGGACAUCUUCGUGGAAAACACGGCCCAGCACUACAGAGAGCUGGGGAACAACCAGAUGUUGAUUAGCAUCAAGAGUUCCGGCAUGGUGCACUGGGAGCCUGGCAUUGUCACGGAGACAAGCUGCGCCGUCAACAUCGGCAAGUACCCGUUUGAUACACAGGUCUGCGACAUCAGGUUUCUCACCUGGAUGCAUACCAACAAGACGCUGACCGUCAGUCCAGAGACAGACACCAUCAACAUGGACGCUCUGCUGCCCAAUGGCGAGUGGGACAUCACACUGACAGAGGCUAAAGACUACAGGUACCCGUCUACAUACAGACCAGGCACCUACCACACCGGUGUAAACUUUGUCGUCCACCUGAGAAGGAAGCGGUUCUUCUACGUGUUGAACACCAUUAUCCCUGUGGUGAUGUUGUCGUGUCUCAACGUGCUUGUGUUCAUCCUGCCCUCGGACUGUGGGGAGAGGAUGGCCCUCGCCGUCACCGUCCUGUUGGCCUUCACCGUCUAUCUCGGCAUCAUCAGCGACAACAUCCCCAAGACGUCGGAGAGUCUGUCUCUCUUAGCCAUCUAUCUAACCAGCCUAUUGGCGCUCAGCACCGCCUCUGUAGUCUGCGCGGGGAUCGUCUUGAAUAUUCAUUACCGCGACCCUUCGCACCCCGUCCCCAAGGUGCUCAAGUGGAUGUUUGCCCCGGCCCCACCCAGGGUACCAGAGGACCCAGUCAAACCCCCGACCUACAGCAUGGAGACACAGAGGGCGUCGGUGUCUUACUGGGAGAGGAGACCCGUUUUCUGGGAUCAGAGGUGA
This is a messenger RNA of Physella acuta, 1023 nucleotides long. Its product is annotated as neuronal acetylcholine receptor subunit beta-4. Gene Ontology annotation, cellular component: membrane. Gene Ontology annotation, biological process: monoatomic ion transmembrane transport. The record is from RefSeq and is a predicted model, not a curated record. Gene Ontology annotation, molecular function: extracellular ligand-gated monoatomic ion channel activity; transmembrane signaling receptor activity. NCBI's taxonomy places the organism in Eukaryota, Metazoa, Mollusca, Gastropoda, Physidae.